AGAAGACAGGCGGGCUUGGCAUUGAACGAACAUAGGAAGUGAAUUUGAGAGUGAGAUUGCAAUUUGACGUUCAGACGUGUCCACAAAUAAUCAGAUUCUCAACAGUGAGUGUUGUGUUAAAGAGGCAGCUGCAAGCGUCCAGAUUGUUGUUCACCAUGGUGGACUCUCAGUACUUCCUCCCCAAUGACAUUGGGAUCUCUGCGCUGGACUGUACUGAAGCCUUUCGCCUGCUGUCUCCUAGAGAAAAGCUCUAUGCGCACUACCUCUCCCGGUCUGCCUGGUACGGAGGACUGGCUGUGCUGCUGCAGACCUCGCCUGAGUCUGCCUCCAUCUUCGUUCUCUUACAGAGGUUGUUCCGCAAGCAGCCAGCAGCACAGCUGGAGAGCAUGGCCACUGCAGCUGGACUUAGUCCCGAAGAGUACCAGGCCUUUCUUGUUUAUGCUGCUGGUCUCUAUGCCAACAUGGGAAACUACAAGUCAUUUGGAGACACCAAGUUCAUUCCCAACCUCCCCAAGGAGAAGCUGAAGGCCCUUGUGUGGCAGAGCCAGGCAUUCCAGGACAGCCCCAGUGAGAUGGAGGCCCUGUGGGACAGCUGCUCCACCCUCCUCUUCUCCCUGGAGGACCAACAGAAACAGCUGGGCUUGGGGGACAAAGGAGUCACCACAUACUUCUCAGGGAACUGUUGCUUGGAGGAUGCAGAGUUGGCCCAGAAAUUCCUGGAUUCAAAGAACCUGAGUGCCUACAACACACGACUGUUCAAGAACAAAUCAGAAGAAGGCAAGGCCAGCUAUGAGGUGCGCCUGGCGUCAGCUGUGCAGAAGGACUGUGCAGUGGAUGGGGAGGGAGAAAGCAGGUGUGGCAGAUAUGACUUUGAGGACUGCGUCUUCAUGGUGUCCAGGGGAGACUAUGCUUACCUUAUGAAGAAAGUGAGUGAAAAUCUGGAGAAAGCAAAGAACCAUGCUGCCAAUGAGAACCAGAAGCGAAUGCUGGAGGAAUAUGCACAGAGUUUCACCUUCGGGUCCAUAGAGGCGCACAAGGAGGGCUCUCGUUUCUGGAUCAAAGACAAGGGACCCAUCGUUGAGAGUUAUAUUGGCUUUAUCGAGAGCUACAGGGAUCCCUUUGGUUCCAGGGGAGAGUUUGAAGGCUUUGUGGCUGUGGUGAACAAGGCCAUGAGUGAACGCUUUGCUAAGCUGGUGAGCUCAGCCGAGGUGCUGCUGCCAGAGCUGCCAUGGCCAAAAGACUUUGAGAAGGACCGUUUCCUCCUGCCAGACUUCACCUCCCUGGACGUACUGACAUUCGCUGGCAGUGGCAUUCCAGCUGGCAUUAACAUUCCCAACUAUGAUGACAUCAGACAGUCGGAGGGCUUUAAGAAUGUCUCCUUGGGCAAUGUGCUUGCUGUGGCCUACGCUACCCAGAAGGACAAGCUCACAUUCCUGGAUGAGGAAGACAAGGAUAUGUACAUUAAGUGGAAGGGGCCCUCCUUCGAGGUGCAGGUUGGCCUCCAUGAGCUGCUGGGCCAUGGCAGUGGGAAGCUCUUUGUCCAGGAUGAGAAGGGGAAUUUCAACUUCGAGCAGGAUAAUGUUAGAAAUCCUGAGACUGGAGAACAGAUCACCACCUGGUACAAAGGCAAUGAAACAUGGGACAGCAAAUUUUCCACUAUUUCUUGCUCCUAUGAAGAGUGCAGGGCCGAGUGUGUGGGGCUUUACCUCUGCCUCAACAAACACGUGCUCAGUAUCUUUGGCCAUGAGGACGAGGAUGCAAAGGAGGUGGUGUACAUCAACUGGCUCAACAUGGUGCGAGCUGGCCUACUGGGCCUGGAGUUCUUUACCCCCGAGAGCAAGAGCUGGAGACAGGCCCACAUGCAGGCUCGCUUUGUGAUCCUACGGGUGCUCCUGGAGGCUGGCGAGGGGCUGGUGAACCUGAAGGAGAGCACAGGAAAGGAUGGGCGCCCAGAUGCCCUCAUAACGCUGGACCGCAGCAAGGUCCACACUGUGGGCAAAGCUGCCAUCGAGAGGUUCCUAUGCAAACUACAGGUCAUCAAGUCCACAGCUGAUGUGGAGGGAGGCAGAGCUCUGUAUGAGGGCUACUCAGCUGUGUCAGACACUGGUUCUCACAACUUCCUGCGCCUGCGGGAGACUGUUCUCCUGCGCAAAGAGGCUCGCAAGAUGUUUGUUCAGGCCAACACAAGGGUCAAAGGUGAAAGUGUGGAGCUGGUGGAAUACGAGGGUAGUGCAGCCGGACUGAUCCGCUCCUUCACAGAACGGUUUGCAGAUGACGCCGAGGAGGUGGAGGCCCACCUGCUAGAGCUGAACAAGAGGGAUGCCCCCUGCUGGUGCUGAGUGAACAGUGCAGAAACAGUCAAAGCACUGCUAAGACCCAGACAUGCUACUGCCCUGCCCAUGCCUGCUUCUGACUGAAACAUCCCUGGUCUGUGUGGACUUGUCAUGAGAAAGGAUCUUUCACUGUCAAAUGCCUAAAUCAGUCAAGGGUAGAAUGCACAUGUGGUUAUGGCUGUAAUUGGGAGACAUUCAACCCUGAGGCACAGUUUCAAACUACGUUAAGUCCCUAUCAUUAUACAGUUAUUUCCCCCUUCCAAUAUCAGGAAGGAUAGGAACAGUGUAAACAAUCUGUUGUUGAAAGGACCUAGUGGUAGGAGCUUGAAGUCAGUUUGAAACAAGGCCAGCGUAUUAAAAAAAGCUAAGUGACUCAAGGGGACUAUACACGGUUCACCAUCAACUGUGUCAAUCAAAUCCCAACCACAGUCUUAUUAAGCUUUUGUUGACACAUUUCAAUUGCUCUUUGUCUUGACAAUGUUAUUUUUAUAGAACUCCUUCCAAAUAAUAUUAAUCAUAUGAUAAGCUUUUUGUCCCUUGUGUCCAGGGCACUUGAAGCCACCACUGUGACAUGGUCAAAGGCAAAGCAUUGUCAAAGGGUCCACAGUACUGUAAGUCGCACUCUUAGCUAGGUUGUUGAGAAACAACCUAUACAAAAAUACAUUUGAUUAAAACAAUAAGACCGAUAUCUGUUUUUUGUUAUGAAAAAUAUCUCAGAUAACUUGUGUAAUCAGCUGCAUACUAAACUGGUACACAUUGGAAUAUAAUUUACACAGACCUUUGUAUUUAUUUCUCAUUACCUUGCAAUUUCAGACCUGCCAACAUGCACGCAUUUUGCAUACCAACUACGCCAUUUUCUGUCCAUGUACGAGGUCCGAAUUGAAAGUACGUAGAAAUGAAUAGUGCCUGAUUUGUUACAUUUUAAUAAAACAUAAAUCCACUGA
Messenger RNA from Oncorhynchus kisutch (coho salmon), 3277 nucleotides. RefSeq names its product dipeptidyl-peptidase 3 (gene dpp3). Gene Ontology annotation, molecular function: metalloexopeptidase activity; dipeptidyl-peptidase activity. The record is from RefSeq and is a predicted model, not a curated record. Gene Ontology annotation, cellular component: cytoplasm. Bases 156 to 2339 code for a protein of 727 amino acids. Gene Ontology annotation, biological process: proteolysis. The transcript has 18 exons. NCBI's taxonomy places the organism in Eukaryota, Metazoa, Chordata, Actinopteri, Salmoniformes, Salmonidae.